Penicillium angulare is the source of this 1542-nucleotide messenger RNA. Its product is annotated as glycosyltransferase. Bases 1 to 1542 code for a protein of 513 amino acids. NCBI's taxonomy places the organism in Eukaryota, Fungi, Ascomycota, Eurotiomycetes, Eurotiales, Aspergillaceae. The transcript has 3 exons. The record is from RefSeq and is a predicted model, not a curated record. Gene Ontology annotation, molecular function: UDP-glycosyltransferase activity.
AUGGCACAAGAACCCCCAAAACGAGGAAAGAUACUUUUCCUUACAAACCCAGAACCAAGCGAAUCAAACAUAUUCCUAGCAACCAUGCACGCAGUCCUCCAACUAAAACCAGACGCAGAUAUCCACUGCGCCAGCUUCAAUCUACUAACAGAAAGCGUCGUCUCCGUGGUAGAAAACCUCCGCCAAACAGCUCCCGAGACAGCCCCAAUAACUUUCCACGAGCUGCGGGGUAUUCCAAUGAAAGCAGCUAUGAAUAUUGCGUUCUCGAGAGAAGGGGCUCCACCUCGUAUUCCGAACUAUUUACCUGUUUCGGCGCUGAAGUCGCCUAGUUUUUUUAAUACGACGCAGGGGGUUCGGGAUAUUGUUCCGUUGUUUGUGCCGUAUAAUGGACCGCAGCUGGUGGAGGUGUUUACUUCUAUUGUGGAGGUUAUUAAGGAGGUUGAUGCAGAUUUAAUUGUUGUUGAUACUUUGAUGACGGCUGCUUUGACAGCUGUUAAUCACUUGAAUGUGAGAUAUGUUUGCUUGAGUCCGAACUCGUUGAAGGAAUUUACGGUUAUGGCUCAACCGUAUGGAGCCGCUCUGUGGAAAUUUCCAGCGAUUCCAUCUGGAUUUGAUUAUCCAGUGCCUUGGCAUCUGAUCCCAAUGAACAUCUACUUCCUCAUCUUCACAAUCUACACAUUCAUGAAAGAUCAACGGAGAGGAGAAAUAGAGGAACACCUAAAAAAACAAACUGGCGCAGCUCUACGAACACCAAUUAAUCUCUUCCGUGAUAGACCGGCAGACAUGAAGAUCCUUGUCGGUUCACAACCCGAGAUUGAUUUUCCAUUAGUUGUCGCAGACGACAUUUAUCCUUGUGGACCGAUAAUGGUGGAUAUCUCACCCGUCGCAAAGGCCGAUCCCGAACUCUUAAGCUGGCUGGCUAAAGGACCGACAAUCUACUUCAAUUUAGGAUCUCUGGUCAAGGUCAGUGAGGAGCGAGCUAUUGAGCUUGCUAUAGCUAUCUCUGUUAUUCUGGAGACGCUGGAGACAAAGCCACAACUGCCUCGGCAUCAGGUUGUUUGGAAGAUUAUGAGGCUAAAUGACUAUUCAUUGAGUGGGUCUGAGUCGAAGGUUGCGGGUGUAUUGGCGAAAUGGAUCGAGGCAGAUGUAGUUCGGAUUGUGGAAUGGUUUCCUGCUGAUCCUAACUCUAUCCUGAAAACUGGUCAUGUUGUCUGCACGGUACAUCAUGGAGGUGCCAACUCGUAUCAUGAAGCUGUUAGCUCUGGGGUUCCUCAGGUGGUAUUGCCUCAAUGGGCGGACACAUAUGACUAUGCUCAACGUGUUGAGAUGUUUGGCAUCGGUCGAUGGGGCAGCAGAACCGCUAAGCCCCUGUGGACUGCCGCUGAAGUAUCCGCAGCUGUCUUGGAUGUGGUGGUUGGUGAGAUGUCGAAGAAGAUGAAAGACAACGCUGCCAAUAUACGAGCUGCCGUGGAAAGGAAGGGACCUGGUGGAGUGAACGCCGCUCGCAUCAUUUUGGAAGAAUGCGCCCGGAUCAUGGCUUAA